CUGGUCCCCGUUAAUCCCCAUACAACAUGUAGUUGACCAGCCAUCCCACGACAUAAUGUUCUAAUCUCAUCUGUCUACUAAUGCACAAUGUAGUGCUGCUGCAGGGUAGUCUGUUGUUUCAUACACUUAUCACAUGUGUAUUGCAGACAUCAAGCGAUUUGUGAAUAUCAGGAUUAUUAGUGCGCAGUGACAUGCAGUUGACUUUACGACAUUCGAGUCGUUUAGUGGUCAUUAACAUAGGGAUGCGUGCAGUCUGCUGUUUUGACUUAACAUAGUUACUCCACUGCUCAUCACAUUGCUGGUAUGAGCCUGGCUGCAGCUAUCUAUUACAUUUGACUUGUUAUUCAGCUCUACAAAAUGGUCAUGCACCAUAUGGAUUGUCUUGCAUCCUUUCAUCACAUCAUUCAAAGCAAGUGGAUGUAAUUACGAAUGUUAUCUUUUGCAUAUUAAUCUGAGGAGAAUCAUCUGUUCAGUAAUUGCUCCUAAUGGAAGUUGGUUGGAGUGGGGCCAGCUGUUUAACCUGCUGGAUACAGCCAAAUCCCUCUGAAUUGGACAGAUGUCAUCUCUGUUUUAUUGAUGUGCAGUAAAAUUAGUUCACGUUGGUUGCCAGGGAAAGGCAUAGAAGAAUAUAAUUUAUCAUGCGUUGCCAUAGAGACCAUGGAUCAGUUUUUCCUCUUUGUUGGUAUAGUUUCCUGUGAUGAGGUGUGUAGUCAUCUGCUGCACGAGGUCUGUUCACGGUAUUUAUGCUGGCAUAAUGCUGAACAUCUCCGUGCUCAAAUGUGUGUGAGAAAGAGGACGCGUCCAGUACUAUUCCACCCCCCAAACAUUUUUAAUUGGAAAGCUGCACAAAUGUCGAUGUAACUGCCACAAUAACACCAACGCACUUUUCGUAGUGUAUCAGUAAGAAUUGGGCUUUGCCAGCAGCAUGGCCGGAGCAAAGUAAAUGUACAACAGCGAAAUACGAAAAUGGCAGUCUGUAUAGAUGCAUUAAGAGGUGUUUUCUCAAUUAUUUUAUCUAUUUAACUUGCACAUUUAGAGAACUGAGGUGCAUAACGAUCAACAGAACAUGUGUGUAGUUUUAUAGACUGUCUUUGUGAUGUACUCACAAGAGAAAAAGCCUCGGUGUGGAGGAUACAAUUGUGUUAUUUCACGUAUCUGAUUUAUGAAUUGAUCAUUUGUUGAAAUGGAUGAGUGUGUCUUCUGUGAGGACUCAAAUGUCUUCUCCUGUCAGUUAUCAUUUGACUCGUACCACAUAAAUCCAGCUGUCCAAUCUCUUAUUCGAAUCUUACGGGUAACAUUACAUUUGUUCAAGAUAUGUUGAUUUGUUCAAGUAGUUUCUGCUUUGCUCGUUGUUUUGAAUGCCUGCCUGUACAAUCAGAACGUUUACUCUCGCUUUCUGUGUUCAGCUGGUGUCAAAUCUCUCCCCGUCUGUCUUUGCCUCCCUCUCUCCCCUCCUCAGUCUCAGGGCUCACCAUACUCAAUGAGCGGACAGUGCAAUGUCAGAGCGCUCUGGGCAAACUGCAAAGGGGAAGGAAGGCAAAACCAAGUAUGCGUCUCUCAACCUGUUUGAUACAUACAAAGGAAAGAGCCUUGAAACACAAAAGCCUGUUGUUCCCCCCCGCCAUGGCCUGCAGUCUCUUGGUAAAGUUGCCUCCGCACGGCGUAUGCCACCCCCUGCCAACCUGCCCAGUCUGAAGGCAGAAAACAAAGGCAACGAUCCUCGCAUCUCGCUCGUUCCCAAAGACGGCACAGGAUGGGCAAGCAAACAGGAACAAGCAGACCCAAAGAGUACCGAUGCAUUGUCAGCACCGCAGCCGGAAUUGCAGCAGCCUGUGGCUUCACCGACACCUGCACCGACCCGCCCGAGAACCCCACCAGUUUCCGAGGUUCUGGCCGCAGCUUCAACCCAGGCCGUAGGGGCAAGGUCCUGGGCACAGGCCAGUGUUACACAUGGAACACAAGGGGAUGGUGGAAAGGUAUUAAACCUACAGUCGCCAUUCUCUCGCGAGGAAUUUCCCACCCUGCAGGCGGCUGGCGACCAGGACAAAGCUGGCAGAGAACAGGGCACUGCAGAUCAGUGGUAUGGGCCCGGACCAAACCUCCGCCCCCAGAACGUUACAAAUUGGCGGGAUGGUGGGGGCCGCCCCCUGGCGCCCACCCUGCCUGGGGAGGGGGCACUGGAGGGUGGCACUGCUGGGGCUCUGAUGAUGGAUGGGGCAACUGGGGUCCCCCUUCCAAAUUCUCAGUCCCAUGGGCCACCUAGGAACCCUCCCGCAGGCAGCCCCGCCCUAUCCCUGCCCUCUGGUCCUGGGUUUCCCCAAUACCGAGGGAUCAUGCCUCCCUUCAUGUACAUGCCCUUCCCGGGCCCCUAUGGCCCUCAGGGGCCCUUCAGGUACCCGGCACCCGGGGAAGGGCCUCCAAGGUUCUCUCGUGGGCAGGGUGGUCACGAUGGCAGGGGUCAGGGAGGCCAUCGUGAUAUGGGGGGAGAGGUCGUGAAGCGACCACCUAUCCUAAAGCAGGAUGACCUGAAGGAGUUGGACGAGCUGGACCAUGAUGGAGAUGAGGGCUGGGCAGGGGCUCAUGAGGAGAUUGAUUACUCCGCCAAGUUGAAGUUCAGUGACGAUGAAGGAGAUGAAGAGGGAGAAGAGGAGAAACCCGAGAGCAACAAUGACUUGGGUGAGCAGCAGAGGUCCCAGGAUGCCCCCCCUGCAACCUCUCGCUCUCGAGCCUCGGACAGCAGCGGAGACAGCCGCCGCACUCCUCCCUCUAAUGCUGAUAAUGGCCCCCAACCAUCUAGCAAGCCAGGACGGGCUGAGGAGGGAGGCAGCGGCUGGGGAGGCCAGGGAGCACCAAACAACUACCAGGAUCGUCCCCAAAAUCAGGGUGCCUCUCAAGGCCUGGCAAAACUGGUCCCCAGCCAGCUUCAGGCAGCACCAGGAGGCCCUUCUCCUCCUGCACAACCAGGCCAAUUGGUUCCUGGCCCCCAGGAGAAUGAUGAGGAUGAGACUUGGCGUCAGCGCAGGAAGCAGUCCUCCACUGAGAUUUCUGCUGCUGUGGAGCGAGCUCGUCGCCGCCGUGAUGAGGAAGAGCGCAGGAUGGAGGAUGAGAGGCGCGCAGCCUGCGCAGAGAAACUAAAGAGGCUGGAUGAGAAGCAGCAGCAGGGCAGCACCAUAGGAGUUGGUGGAAGCAGCUGUAAAAGCCCCAGUCUGGAUGAAAACUCUCCAGCUGCCCCAGCAGGCAGCCCUAGUCCAUCUAUUACAGCCUCUGCCUCCUCCCCCAACAUCAGCCAGCCUCCAUCUCCCUGUGUGGACCCUGAAGAGUCUCCAGUGCUAGUUGUCCAGCCGGGGUCCAGUCCUGGAGUUGGUGACCCGCAGCGAGCCAGCAGCAACAGUAUCUAUGACUCCAGCGCAGAAGCCCAACAGUGUCCUCAGCCGACUGUGUCACAGCCACAGCAGCCUACGGUGGACGUACCUUCACCAGGAGAAAAUAAGGAGGAGUUCAUUCCGCAUAUUCGUGCAGGAAGUGGAAGUGAAAGAGGAGUCGACCCAGUGAAGAUUGAGAACAUUGGAGGGGGAGCAGGACGCCAAGCCGGUGGUCCUCCUGGCCAGGGUUACUCAAAGUACCAGAAGUCUCUUCCACCUCGAUUUCAGAGGCAGCAACAGGAGCAGCUCAUGAAGCAGCAGCAGCAGUGGCAGCAGCAACAACAGCAGCAGCAACAACAACAACAGCAGCAACAACAACAACAACAGCAGCAGCAUCAACACAGCCAGGCUUCACAAAGCCAGCUGUCCCCCCAGCCUCAACAGGGUCCUUCACCAGGUUCAACACCCCAGCCGGGGCCUGGACCAAAGCAGGGUGGACCCAUGUAUCAACCCAGCAAUAUGGUUCGACCCCCACCACUGCCAAUGAAUUUCGACCCUCGCUGGAUGAUGAUGCCCUACAUGGACCCCCGUAUGAUGCAGGGCCGUCCUCCGCCUAUGGACUACUAUUCAGCAGGCAUGCACCCAUCAGGGCUUAUUGGGCGUGAGCGGUCUGAUUCAGGAGGAUCUGGUUCAGACCCCUUUGACAGACAGCAACAGCACCCAGGGCACCCUCACCGUGGGACCCCCCCUAUGGAUCCUAAGCUGGCCUGGGGGCAGGAGGUAUUCCCUGGCGGAGGGGAAGGCCGUGGCCUAACAUCACCCCUCAGGCAGAAGCAGGCUUUGGAGGAUGAUGAUGUUGCCAAAGGGCCCAGGAGUGACACUCCUCCACACCGCAUGCGGGAGGGUGGAUUGGGACCCAUCCAGCAGCCCACCGCCACCUCUGGUACAUCCAAUCAGACGCCACCUCCAGUUGGAAGUCAAGUUGGGGCCCAGGGAGGCGGCCACCCUCAUCACUACAUGAGUGGGCGUGGCAACUUCAGCAACUUCUCUGACCAGGGUGCAAGGAUGCAUCCCCACCACCAGCAGCAGCAGCAGCUCCAGAGGGGCGAGAGGGGAAAUCAGCCGCAUGGCUACACCCACCAGGAAGAAGGGCCUUCACGAGGCUCUCAGCAGGGACAAAUAUGGGCAGCCGCACACCCUCACUACGAUCGCAACGGUCGUGGCGAACACCCGCCGGUUGAGAGUAACUCUCAUCUCCACCACCAUCACGGCCACCACCCUCAGCAGCCUCACUUUUCUCUCCAGCCCCACAAGCCGGAGAACAGCCGAGACAGAGUUGUUGAGGCCGCUGCUAAGAAGACAGACUCUUCUCCCCCGAUCCACAAACCUUCACUCUCAUCCUCCUGCUCUUCCUCCUCCUCUUCUGUCAGGGAAGAUGGCAAUGUCAAAGUUGCCCUGCAUCAUCAACCAUCCCAGAGAGAGAGUGAAGCUGGUGUCGGGCACAGUCAUGGUGAAAGAGGUGGCAGUGCUAGCAGUGGCAGCCAUGCAAAGCAGGAGAAAACUGGGCCGGCAUAUGCUCCCCAUUCAGCCUCUAGCCCACCUCCCACUCAACAUGGCAGUCAUACUCAGCAGCAGCAGCAGCACCACCCUCAUCCUAAAUCAAACCAAAGAGGGGGACGGGAACACAAGACCGAAACCCAGUGGGGUCCACGGCCUGGCAGCAGCAAUACAGGUGGGGGGUCCUCUCAUGGUAGGAGGGCCAAUACAGGAGGUGGGAACAACUCUCGUGGAGGGGAAGACUCCUCCAACACUCCAUCGGACCACAAACCCUCCCACCAGACGGGAGGCAGUAAUGCCAACAGGAGGGCUGGUCCCAUUAAGAAACCAGUGCUUAAGGACAUUAAAAGAGACGGAGGGGAAGCUGACGCAGGAGAGAAAACAAGCUUUGGGAAAGAGAAAGAUGGAGGCCAAAACAUCUCCAUGAAGCAGGACAACUCCACCACCCAGAACACAUCUGCUCCAUCUAAAGAUGAACCAACCCAGACAGCCAAACCCAGGAAUGCUGGAAAAGAACGAUCCACAGGAGGGGGCGGGGGCGGGAGAGGGCCCAAAGAUGUAGACGCUACUUCAGGAUUUUCAGGGUCCUCCUCCAGAAGGGACCGGGACCGCUCCUUUGAGAGAGGAGGGGGUCCCUCCCACAACCAUGGAGUCCCUGUCAAAGGCAGCAGAGCCAGUCGUGGACGAGGGGGAGAGUUCUAUGGGCGUGGCCGUGGAUACCGUGGUACCUACACGGCUGCCGCUGGUCCCACUGGUGGCAGUCGGGGCAGAAUGGGUGGCAGGAGCAGCAGAGACUACCGCCCAUCUGUUGGCGGAGGACACCAACACGAGUCCAAGGCCGAGGGGGGCGGUGGCAGACAUGGUCAAGAUCGGUCCCAGCAUAACCCAGCCAGGGCAAGGAACCGGAGUGAAACACGCAGUGAGGGUUCAGAGUAUGAGGAAAUCCCUAAGAGAAGGAGGGAGAGAGGUUCAGAGACUGGCAGUGAGAGUGGUGCAAGUGACAUGGGUCACUCAGACAAGGAAGACCACCAGAAACCCAACACCAAGAAUGGCUCUGAUAAUGCCAACGCCACUGGCAGUAGCAACAUGUCAUCUGCACCGUCUCGAGGUUCCCAGGCCCGUGUCUUCACUCCCAGGGGUGUACCCUCUAGACGGGGCAGGGGUGGAGGUAAUGGAGGAGGAAAUGUCAACAGAAGUGGUGGCAAUGUUGGAGGACAACCCGGGGGACACCGAGUUGGACCCAGCUCGGCAGCUCACGGUGGCACCUCCAAGUCAUCGGCCUCGGCUCGAAAGCAACAAGGCCCGCCACAAACCUCUGGGCCCAAAGACUUUGGCAGGGGAGGAAAUGGAGGAGAGAAGAAAGACAAGAUAGCUGAAGCAAGUCAAAGUCAGGGGUCCAAUCCCCCUCAGCCGUCUUUGCCCGCUGCAGCGCCCGUCUCUUUAUCUGCCACUGAAAAUGGAGGAGUUGUGACCCAACAAGCUUCAACCAACCCAACGCCAAACUCUGGAGGGCCGAAUACACUCCCCAUUCCCACUAACCGUGGGUUCCCUCCCAGUGGGUUUGAGCGACCGCCUAGACGUCGCCGUCACGGGAGAUCCCAGCAUCAGCAGGAUAAGCCCCCCCGCUUCCGAAAACUGAAGGAGCAAGAGAACGCCGCACGAAUCAACGGAGGAGUGGGAGUCAUCGGGGGAGGAAGGCCCUCCUCUCCAGCCCUGAAUUCAGUUCAGGAAAGUAACGGAGCCCCGGUCUCUGCUCCUGCGACGGGCAAUGCCCAAAAUGCUAACCACAACAACGCCACACCAACGGCCAACAAUAACAGUGGGGGUGGGCAUCUCAACAAUGCAAAUAGUCACCACCAUCACCACUACAACCAGGGCAAUGCUGGGCAGACCCACAUCCAGCACCACCACAGCCAUGGAGCAAAGUCCCCCGACUUCACCAACCAGAACUCGGACCAGGCCAACGAGGAGUGGGAGACCGCCUCCGAGAGCAGCGACUUCACAGAGUUCCGAGACAGGGAUGGGGGAGGAGGAAAGUCCCUUUCUUCUCACCAUCCCCACCACUUGGGAAGAGGUGGUGGUGGUGGUGGUGGUGGUGGUGGAGGCGGCGGCGGCGGCGUGGUCGACCGUGACAUGACAGGAAAGGAGCCCUUGGCUAAUAAAAGAAGCUUCUCAAGCCAGCGCCCUGGCAUGGAUCGUCAGAACCGGAGGGUCAACCCUGGAGGUGGAGGAGGGGGGGGAGGGGGAGGAGGAAGAGGCCCACGAGGACCACCUGGUGGCGGCUCUGGCGGGCCCGGUAAUGGAGGCGGUAACCGCGGGGAUCGGCGUGGCAACUGGCCCUCCCCGAAAAAUAGGAAGUGAUGGAAAAAUUCCAAAACAUUUCAGAUGAGCCCCGCCCACAUUAAAAUCCCCCUCUUACAUCCAAUCCCUUUUUGAUAAUUACUUCAUGGCUUAUCUGUUGGCAUCCCUAAGCAUAUUAGUGCAUUGUACAGUAUAUGGAGAUGGUAUUCAAAUUCACUUUAGCCCCUCCCCCCCCCGCCCCGGUCAUGUCUUUUCCUUUGCAUCAAUCUACUACCAUCCGUUAUUGUAAAUUGUUUUCCAUUUGGUCCGUCUUGCUCUCCGUUCAAUUGUGCCCCUCACUCCCCUCCUCCCUCUUUCCCCCCAAUAAUCUCCCCCCAGUUGGAUUUGACAAGCAUGUGGUUUUGCAAAUGAGAGGUGCACGUUGUUUUGUCAGAAGACAUUCUCACACACACACACACACAAGCACAAAUAUGACGGAACACAUGCAGUCAUGUGUGUGCAAAAUGAAAACAUUUAAAUUGGCAAAAUGUUUGGAUUGGGCACAUUUUUAUAUUUAUGUACCUGUGUAUUUCUACCACACUUUGGCCUUGGGUGGUAUUAGGUGGUGCAGUUGUGCAUUAUUUCCCUCCACAAAGGGAAAGAGUGCAGCUCCAUCUUUUAACAAGAACAAUGUACCAUAACAUGUUUUGUUUUCUCUCUCUCUGUCUUUGUUCUUCUCUUUUUUUGGCCGUGUGUCAAGUUGAGUUUCAGCCUCUAUGAAAUGUUAGGGGUGUGUGGUUUUUUUCUUCUAAAAAGCAGGUCAUUAAAAUACCUUUUUUUUAAAAAUCUAAAUUCCCCAAUUCCUCCUUUUACUGACUUUUUGGUCUCCUACAAACUAUUUCUCUGAUUUCUGUGAGCGAUAGGACCAGUUGAAGUACUUCUGCUCAGUGCUCCACGUGGUUGACAUGCUCUGACAUUUCUUUAGCUAUUGGGUGGUCCUUUUUAGAAAAUAAAGGCUUUUUCUGCCUCAUCGUAGCAUCGUCCUUACCCUGCAGAGGUUCUGCAUAACUCGGUGUCCCCAAGUUUUAUUCUGUCAUUUGUGAGCUUUGUUUACCCUAUGAAGACUGUAAUUGCUAUCUUAAUGGCUUUAUUUUAACAUCCGUUUUUUCCUUAGUGACUCCCAUUUUAAUGGGAACGCUCGUUUUCGUUUUCUUUUCUCCUCGGAGGAUGAAAUACACAUCAGUCUUGUAAGAAGAGGGGAAAAAAAUGUUAAAUGAACAUGUAGGUCAUGAUAGAAUAAAGAAAAGUUUGACUUUCAUAAAAAUUGUUUAUGCGUCAAUAGGUAUUUGAAUAUGUUCUAAUAAGCACUCCUUGUAGUAUAACAAAAACCCACGUUUGAAGUUUCUUCUUUCUUUCUUUUUGGUUAAAUUUUAUAUAUUUUUUUCCAAGUUACAUGUAAUGCAAGAGGACAGGUACUCUGUCUGGGCCCAGAGUACAGAGCCAUUAUACCCCACCCCUCUGUGCUCUUGUGGAGACUCCUCCCUCCUCGAAAGAACUACUACCAAGAGCUCGUCAGAGGCAGUAUUUUAUAACCUGCGUGUUCUCGGCUGUUGCAGUCCACGGUGGCGACCAGAAGCCCAAACUAAUUGAAUUCAGGACGGUGCUGACUUGGCGUCCAGCGAGUCUCCUCGCAGUUGACGUGGUUUCCAAGAUUUUACUUGCAACGAAUAAUGGCGACCUGGAGUGUUGAGAAAAUAUCAAAUUGAGGUUAGGAUUACACGUGUAAACAUAGUUUGAAUCAUUCGUAAAAGAGAUGAAGUGGCCACGGUAAACUAAAACGUGAUUUAUACACCUGCAUCAAUUCUUUCACUGCUGUAAGUUGGGGUUUGUUUGUAUACUGAAUACAGUUUGAAGAUCAUCUCUGGGAUGUUGUGAGUAGGGCAUUUGAUUUGUGUAUGUGUGCGUGCGUGUGUAUGUGUGUGGCAAGUGUGCGUUUUCUGGUGUUUGUGUAAUAACUCGGGAAAGGGGGUGGGGGACCAGAGGGGUUAACAUGAAUGGCGAGCACUUUCUGCUUUGUUUGCCCACACUUUAACCGAUAUCAUUGAGACAAUUCUACUGUUUCCUAAAUACAUCCACAUGUAUACACUCAGCUGUGUGUAUAUGUUCACCGUACAAAUGAAUAACUCGCAGUGGACACAACCUCUUCCGUUUUUUUUCCCUUCCCGUUGUAUGUAAUUUAAUCAUACAUUCUUGUGCAGGCAAGUGAAGUUGGACAUAUUUUUAUUUCUCUCACUUCUAAGCAUGAACACACACCCAUGGGUGCAGCUUGCCAUGCCUGUUACUGAUAGCUGAACACUUAACACUGGCUCAAAGAGUCCUUCAUCCCUCCUUAACUCUUAAUGUUGAUAUGCGCAUUAUUUUAUGUACCCAUGUUAAAAGAAACACACAAGUAGUGGAUUCCAGGAGAGAGAAAAGAUACUCAAAGUUUGUACUGUGUUUUCAGCAUUACUGAGGUACCUGGAGUGAUUCAAACUUUUUUUUAUUUUAUUUUUACCAUUUAUGGUUUUAUUAAUGGAACCGUAAUAUACACACGUGUAUGUAUCUACGUUUUGUCUACCCCAACUUACAUUCCCACAAACAAUUGUUGCCAUUUUUAGUUCAAGGGAGCAAAUGUACAAGCAGAGAAGUGUCUUAUUAUAAUAAAGUUAUACAGAGAAGGCAAAGUUAAAUAAACUACUUUUGAUUUAAUGGAAAAUGUAA
Molecule: messenger RNA, 9959 nt
Organism: Pseudoliparis swirei
Lineage: Eukaryota; Metazoa; Chordata; Actinopteri; Perciformes; Liparidae
Gene: prrc2a
Product: proline-rich coiled-coil 2A
Exons: 16
Coding region: 1497-7280 (1927 amino acids)
Biological process (GO): cell differentiation
Source: RefSeq, a predicted model, not a curated record